UCUGUCAAUAUCAGCUCACGUCGUUGAAAAGAUAAUUUUGAAGACAUGUCUUGCUGAAAAAACAACUGAGAAAAAUUUUACGGAUGGGAUGAACACGCGCCAGUCAAAUUGACUACCUUCUGCAAUUUGAAUGUUAACAUUGCCCACUUGGUACAGUUACCUAGUGAUGUACCUGUUCUCACAAUACCCUAUUUCAUUGUGCUUGUCUUGAUUAAAGAAUUCAAAGUGGAGUACCGCAAACUUGAUAUGGAUAAUAAAAAGAAAGACAAAGACAAAUCAGAUGAUAGGAUGGCACGACCUGGUGGUCGGUCAGGACAUAGUACUCGUGGAACUGGGUCUUCUUCCUCUGGAGUUUUAAUGGUUGGACCUAACUUUAGAGUUGGCAAAAAAAUUGGAUGCGGCAAUUUUGGAGAAUUACGAUUAGGGAAAAAUUUAUAUACAAAUGAAUAUGUGGCAAUUAAACUGGAGCCCAUGAAAUCCAGAGCACCACAGCUACAUUUGGAAUACAGAUUCUACAAGCAGCUAGGAUCUGGAGAUGGCAUACCUCAAGUUUACUAUUUUGGCCCUUGUGGUAAAUACAACGCUAUGGUGCUGGAACUACUGGGACCUAGUUUGGAAGACUUGUUUGACUUGUGUGACAGAACAUUUUCCCUUAAAACAGUUCUCAUGAUAGCUAUCCAGUUGAUCUCCCGUAUGGAAUAUGUCCAUUCAAAGAACUUGAUAUACAGAGAUGUAAAACCUGAGAACUUUUUAAUAGGAAGACCAGGAAACAAAACCCAGCAAGUUAUUCAUAUUAUAGAUUUUGGUUUGGCAAAGGAAUAUAUUGAUCCAGAGACAAAGAAACACAUACCAUACAGAGAACACAAGAGCCUUACAGGAACAGCAAGAUACAUGAGCAUAAACACACAUUUAGGAAAAGAACAAAGUAGAAGAGAUGACUUAGAAGCUUUAGGUCACAUGUUCAUGUAUUUUCUGAGAGGCAGUCUUCCUUGGCAAGGUUUAAAGGCUGAUACAUUAAAAGAGAGGUAUCAGAAAAUUGGAGAUACAAAACGAGCCACACCAAUAGAAGUGUUAUGUGAAAAUUUUCCAGAAAUGGCAACAUACCUUCGUUAUGUAAGAAGACUGGAUUUUUUUGAAAAACCAGACUAUGACUACCUAAGAAAGCUUUUCACUGAUUUGUUUGAUCGAAAAGGAUAUAUGUUUGAUUAUGAAUAUGACUGGAUUGGUAAACAGUUGCCUACUCCGGUGGGUGCAGUUCAGCAAGAUCCUGCUUUGUCAUCAAACAGAGAAGCACAUCAACACAGAGAUAAAAUGCAACAAUCCAAAAACCAGUCGGCAGACCACAGGGCAGCUUGGGACUCCCAGCAGGCAAAUCCCCACCAUUUGAGAGCUCACCUUGCAGCAGACAGACAUGGUGGCUCGGUACAGGUUGUAAGUUCUACAAAUGGAGAGUUAAACACAGAUGACCCUACUGCAGGACGUUCUAAUGCACCCAUUACAGCCCCUACAGAAGUAGAAAUGAUUGAUGAAACCAACUGCCAGAAAGUGUUGAACAUGUGGUGCUGCUGUUUUUUCAAACGAAGGAAAAGGAAAACCAUACAGCGCCACAAAUGACUCUGGAGGCGGACAGAUCACGGGGAGUUACUUAUGUGUCCAUCUGCUGUCUUGUGAUUAAAAUCAUCUCUGUAGUGACCACAUAUAUUUUCAAGGACUCACUCUUAGAAACAAACAUGUCAUACUUUCGUACUUCAUCUUGUGGUUGUCUUACAUUCAUAUUUUUUUCUAAUUUACCUUUGAUGGAAGCUUUAAAGUUUUGAUGAAGCAUGAGUGCUUUGCCCAUCAAUGAGUGGAAUGGACCAAUGAGGUGGUAUUGAUGAGUAAGUUCUGCAGAACACUUCUCAGAAGCUCUCCUCCUGUUGUAGAAAGCAGUACAGUAUCUCAGAUGCCAACCAGUUAUAUACCAAUCUGGUUUUUUAUAACUUCCUUAACAGCAUAAUCAAACGAGAAUUUUCUCCAUGAUGGAUUUUAAAAAAAGAGAAUACAGAAUAGCCCAAGUAUUUAAAAGAAGUUCUAAGUUCAUUUUUUGUGUGUGACAUCAGCGUUGAUUUUAGUAUUACUGAUGGUACUGCUAUUCGUGAAUCAUAUUAGCAUUCUCUCUGUGAAAUCAUGGUACAAUCGCUGCCCAGAGGUACUGAGGAAAAAGCGCUAUGGUGUGGCAGAUGGUUGGUCGUGAUAAAACAAAUCACAAGUGGCAAGGAAAUAAGAGCUCCGCUUUUGUUACAUCCCACGUGAAGUAUAGUGUUGCCGAAGUGGCAAAAGUGCUUAUUUUUAAAAAUGCAAAAUAUUUGUAUAAUGUAACUUUAUGCUUCCAGGUAAUAAUGUAUGUUAGACAGCAAGAAAUGAAUACUUUUGAGAGAUGAGAUAUCUUGGCGGUUUUUUGUUUGUUUGUUUGUUUGUUUAAAUACACUAAGGAGAGGACGUAAAUGUGAAACUCAUUGCAGUGUGUAAGUUGAAAUCAAAGCAGAUCUCACUGAAACCUACCACAGAAUGAUUACAUUCUUCCGGAAGCAGAAGACUGGAUGUGCCAUGCAAUGGUGUCUGUUUAUUAUUUGCCCUUUGAUAAAGAAAAAUAAAAGGACCCUGUCUCAGCUCCCAGCAAUAAAACCUGGGUUUCUCUAUUGCCCUAUGUGCACAUUAGUUUCUUGUAUUCAACUUUGCUGGUUCUUUAGAAGUUUUCCUACUUUUUAGCAUAAUUUUGAUGAUCAGAAACUAUUUUGGAGAGGAUGGGUCAGGUGCUUUGCCUCCAGUCUGUCGAAGUGCCUGCACGUGAACAAAGUAAUGGUUCUGUCAAACAGGAAACCUAUUCCGCGUUUCCAGUAUGCUUUGUUUAAGCUGUACAAACACAGGUGUACUUCUGUCACAUUCUGCUAGCCAGUCUUUCGCAGAAAUGUUGAAAGGAAGGCUGGCUAGAAAGAUAAUUCUGUUGUUCGGAUCUCAUAGCUACCUUGGGCGUGUAAACCCGUUACUUCUACCUUCCAUGCAGACCUUCUUUGUCUUUUUAAGUGCGUGCCCUGGACAUGCUUAUUUAUUUUUAUUGUCUCAAAGUAACAUUUAAAAUGUGUAAUUAAAGUGAAUAAAUUUACAUUUUGACUUCAUUAUUCCAUUUACAGGGAUUUAAUUGUGGUUUGUAAUUUAUUUUCUUAUUAGCCAAAAGUUCACUGCAUUGUUUUUGAUUAAUUCGGCGCCCGUAUGAAUACUGCAAAUCAGGACAUUGUUUUUACUUGUUGCUCUGGAUCCUGAAUGAUCAUUUUAAGUUCUUGAUUUAAAAUACCUGCACUCAUUUGCUGUAUAAUUUGGUCACCAGUUUCCAUUCUAUUUGUAUACUGUCAUCAUGUCUUAAACUACAGGAGUUACAAGCUGAGUUUUUAUUUUUGUUUGCUUUGAGCAAGGUAGAUGGAUGUUUUGGCCAUUAUAAUGUGAAACCACUUCUUUCUUUACAGUAUUUGACCAAAUUUGUGUGUCUAUGAUGUUUGUAAAUACAUGCGAUAUCUGUAUUUCUUAUCAUAAGCCUAUUUAGUUUUAUUCUCAGUAGGGUUUUUGGACUGUACAGUGUUUAUAUGAUCUGAACUCCUUAUACAUAAGAAGGUGUGUAUAUUAAUCCAAUUAUGGACUUAAAAUAUUUUAAAAGUAUAAGUACCCUUAUUUGCUGCAAAGACCAGUGUGUAGACAUUUGCUUUUUAGCAAUAUUUUUAAGUGCUCCAUUUUAACGCCAAGGAAUAAACCUACUGGCAACACAAACUGGUCAAUAAUAGGUAAUGCAGGUAUGUUCAGGUUAAGCCAACGAUGUUUUGCAUUUUUAUGCUUCUUUUCUGUCGACACUAAUGAAGUCAACAUUGCCUGAAUGUCUGAAUAAUGAAACACAUCCCUGUUUAAAAGUAUGUAACUGAAAAAGAAAUAAAAAAUAAAGGUAGUUUUUUUUAAACUUGCUCUUUCCCCUUUCCUCUAAUCGUGGGUAAAAUAAUGCCACUCACUAAUUUAAGGUAGGAAUAUUUCAAAUUCAUUUAGUUUAGUACAUGUGAGAAGCAGAGCUAAAGGAAUGUGCUUUUGUUUUCUGUUUUGUUGUUUUGAUUUAUUGGAACCCCACUGAGAAAAGUCCACAUGCAAAAGGAUCUAAGCUGUCUUUUAACAAAGGUAACUACUCUCUGAACU
Molecule: messenger RNA, 4209 nt
Organism: Condylura cristata (star-nosed mole)
Lineage: Eukaryota; Metazoa; Chordata; Mammalia; Eulipotyphla; Talpidae
Gene: CSNK1G3
Product: casein kinase 1, gamma 3
Exons: 13
Coding region: 247-1614 (455 amino acids)
Biological process (GO): peptidyl-serine phosphorylation; signal transduction; positive regulation of canonical Wnt signaling pathway
Cellular component (GO): plasma membrane; nucleus; cytoplasm
Molecular function (GO): protein serine/threonine kinase activity; ATP binding
Source: RefSeq, a predicted model, not a curated record